AUGCAAUACUUAUACACAUACACUCUUUUCUUCUUGACCGCUUUCAUUUUUCUCACUGAUAUCCCAUCUGCCUAUUCUUUACCGUCAAACGCGGCCGAUGUGGUGCUAGCCGUUGAUGUUGAUGUUGAAGUUGACAUAUCUUAUUUCUAUAUGCCAGAUUUAGAAAUCGAGCCCAGCCUUACCAAUGAGCUUUUGGGUAUAGUCGAGAGCGUAAAAUUUUCCGCAGAAAAAUCCAUCGAGAAUGACGUUUUAAAGGAAUCAGUCAGAAUAUUGGCUCUCCAUGAUAGAGCUUAUGAAGGCAUUAAGCGAGUUGUGUUGUUAACGGAAAGGAUAGCCGAAAAAAGAAAAGACGAAUUGAUUGAUUAUAUUUUAUAUGCAAGCAGAAAACUGUUGAGAGAAUAUAAAGCGCCGAGUUUCGAGGAUAAUGAAGAAAAUGAACAAGACGGUGCACAAGCCGAUAACGAUUCAUGGGAGGAGGAAUGA
Molecule: messenger RNA, 483 nt
Organism: Paraglomus occultum
Lineage: Eukaryota; Fungi; Glomeromycota; Glomeromycetes; Paraglomerales; Paraglomeraceae
Source: the annotation of a GenBank genome assembly